Stegodyphus dumicola is the source of this 2205-nucleotide messenger RNA. Its product is annotated as CXXC-type zinc finger protein 1-like. Lineage: Eukaryota; Metazoa; Arthropoda; Arachnida; Araneae; Eresidae. The record is from RefSeq and is a predicted model, not a curated record. Gene Ontology annotation, cellular component: Set1C/COMPASS complex. Gene Ontology annotation, biological process: positive regulation of DNA-templated transcription.
GACUGUGUUUUCUAAAACAUUACGAGUUUUGCAUAAUGCCAGUAAAAGAUAUAGAAGGACUAUUUUUAAGAAAGAAAUUUAGUUCCUGAAAACGAAAAUGAUGAAUGAAAAAACGUACUGCAUCUGUCAUUCAACAGAUGGCACUGCAUUUAUGAUCUCUUGUGAUAACUGUAAUGAAUGGUUUCAUGGUGAUUGCCUUGGUAUUACAGAAGAAUGUGCAAAGCAAAUUGAUUUCUUUUAUUGCGAUUUAUGCAAGUCGCGUAACUCUGCAUUGAAAACUACGUAUAAAAGCUCAAAUAAAUCUGAAAAAUACUCAAAUAAACGCAAUCGGAAGAGAAAAAUCAAGAACAAACGAAGAAAAUAUACUUCGAAUGUUGAAAUAUCGGAAAGAAAAACCGAAAUUGAUCAAAAACGAUAUGUAAAAAUAUCAAGUCCGUCUUUACAGAUGGAAAUAGAUGAUGCGAAGGAUCUACAUGCGAAAGAAAUUAAAUCCAGGCAAUUGCCUGACAUGCUAAUUCCCAACCAUAAUUCAAAAGGUAUUGAAAAUCUUGAUAUUUUUUAUGCUAAUGCUGUAAAUCGGAAAGCUAAGAUGACUGCUUGUGAAAAUAUCAGAUCAGUGUCCCAGAAAGGAAAUAACACAGUUAAAAGAAAAGCUGCGACUGGAGAACGAAAACAGAAAAAGACAGAAACGGAGGUUAAAUCCAAGCAAUGUUAUGGUCCAGGCUGUGUUUACUCAGCGAGAAAAAAUUCCAAGUACUGCAGCGAUAGUUGCGGUAUGAAAUUAGCUACUAACCGCAUUCUAGAAAUUCUUCCUCAAAGACUUCAACAAUGGAAAAUUAUUCCAUGUGCUGCUGAUGAAUUGAAUAGAAAGCAGUUAACCGAAAUACGCAAGAAAAAACGCUUGAUUGAAAAUAAUUUAGAAGCAGUUGAAAAGAAAAUCGCAGAAUUUGUUAACCUCAUUCGCAAAUCUGAAACUUCUUUAGAAAAUAUAGAAAUAACAACAGAUUCUGAUGAUGAAUGUAAUUCUACAAUUUAUUGCAAACUGUGUGGCGCAGAAAUAAUGACAAAAGUAGCAACGAAACACAUGGAAAAUUGUUAUAAGCGACAAGAAAGACGACUUCUGUUAACUAGUUCGUCAUCGCCGCUUAAUGACAUGGAGUGGAAUAUAUUUUGUAAUCAUAAGAUGUCGCGUAAAGUUUAUUGUAAAAAACUCCGCGUACUUUGCCCAUUGCAUUAUAAAUCUCGAUCUGAAGAUGAACCAUGUGGAUAUCCAUUACCCAGGACAACAGAUUUUGAGAGUCAUUCAGGAAAAUUUUGUGGCCGCCUUAAAAAAAACUGUUUGAAGCAUGUAGCUUGGGAAGAAAUAAAUCGAGCUCAGCUGGAUAUGGAUAAAAUGCGAUUGCUAAUUCAGUUAGGUGAACUGGAAGAGGAGGAAGAGAAAGUUAGAAAAGCAAUGGCAGCUCGUGGGGAUUUGCUCAAUCUGAUGUGCCACCAGACUAUUGUUCACUGAAGGUAUACACACACUUGAAAAAAAAUACUUGCUUAGAAUUAAAAGAUAGUUGCUUGGUAAUAUAAUCAGAAAAUACGAAAUGUUUCGUACAUUAGAGUACUAAUUGUUGCCAUUAUUUUUGGAAGAAGGUUACCAGCUUAGCGUCUGAAUAUAGCAAAUAUUUCAUUAAUGGAUUCUCUAUGGAAUUCCAUGGAACUCUAGAAUCUUCCAUGGAAAAACUGAAAUGUCUGAUUACUAGGUAAUAUAUUCUUAGUCUAAAUUAAAUGUGAAACAUAUUGAACUUUAUUUCUUACAAUUGUACUAUCAAUCUUCAAGUACUUUGUUUAUAAAUAUUUGUGUUAAAAAUGACCUGAAUGCAGAUAUAAUUAUAAUAACCAUUUUAACCAAAAUACACAAGGAAUUGUGUUAUACAUUCUUAUACCAAUGUUUCCUAAAGUUCAUGUGCACUUUACCUAAACUUUAACUGUUUUGUGUAUUUUUAAUAUAAUUUGUGUGUAAUGCGUAUGUGUUUAAAUAGAAUUAAAUAGCAGUAAUCUAAAGCACAUAGCUAACAAGUUAAUAAUGCUAAAUUGCAGUUCGAUGACAAAGUAGUUUUUCUCACUUCAAGUAAUUUUUCACAGCCUUUGCUACAGUUGUUCUGCUCAGUAUGUUAAUACAAUAAAAUUAUUUGAAAGCGUGUUUACGUGGUGAAUUUG